This is a messenger RNA of Purpureocillium takamizusanense, 1631 nucleotides long. Its product is annotated as Cyclopropane-fatty-acyl-phospholipid synthase. The transcript has 3 exons. The record is from RefSeq and is a predicted model, not a curated record. The coding region runs from base 58 to 1113 and encodes 351 amino acids. NCBI's taxonomy places the organism in Eukaryota, Fungi, Ascomycota, Sordariomycetes, Hypocreales, Ophiocordycipitaceae.
UAUUGCCAGACCCUUUGCCGGUGUCGUUGGGCUUCACAAGCUGCAUCCAACCAUCAGAUGCAGCAUCACAGCGACAUGGCAGCCCAGAUUACUUCUACACUGGAGGCAGUCACGGCAAGGCUUCUCUGGUGGGCGCAGCCAUGGACAGCCCAUUUGUCCCGCCUGGCGGUGCUGCGCAUCCUCGCGCGUAUCACGACUGGAAGCCUACUUGUCAUCGAUGAGAGUCGCGCCACCAAGCACGUCUUCGGUCACAGCCCGUUGACUGGUGAGGACCACGAGGCUGCCGGCGGCGCAAGCGUUCCUCCCUCACUCCAUGUUGAGCUGGUUGUCAAAAGCGAGGCUUUUUGGUCCAGACUACUCUUCCUUGCCGACAUUGGCUUUGCUGAAUGCUACAUGCUGGGUGACGUUGAAUGCAAUGAUUUGACUGCCUUCUUUCAGCUUUUCAUCAGCAACAGAGCAGAGCUUGGCAACGGCGAAACCGUCUUCUCCAUGUUGCCGUCGGCCAUCGCCACGAUAGGGCGGCCGACCAACUCACGUGCCACUUCACUGCUCAAUACGGCCGCUCACUAUGAUAUAAGCAACGACAUGUUCGCCGCUUUCCUUUCCAAGGACAUGACGUACUCUUGUCCUAUCUGGCGAACUGCCCCCGCUAGAGAGCCGAGAGGAGAGGUGGAAAGCUUACAGGAUGCACAACAUCGGAAGCUUCAACGCUUCAUCCAGGGAGCAAGAAUAGCGGCAUCGGACCAUGUUCUCGAGAUUGGAACUGGCUGGGGCUCCUUUGCGAUUGAGGCGGUGAAGCAGACCGGCUGUCGUAUCACAUCCAUAACCUUGUCUCGGAGGCAGAAAGAGCUGGCCGAAAGGAGGGUCAAGCUAGCCGGCCUGGCUCAUCGCAUUGAGGUCAAGUUCAUGGACUACCGUGAUCUACCAACGCCAGAAAAACCAUUUGAUAAGAUCAUUUCCAUAGAAAUGAUAGAGGCGGUGGGGAAAGCUCACCUGGCGGAAUACUUCGCGGCCAUUCAUACGCUGCUGAACCCAGACACGGGCAUUGCCAUGUUCCAAUGCAUUACUAUACCAGAGGCUUUGCACGCCGCCGGCGAUGGUAAAUCCGGGUAGGACACUUCAAUCGUAGUCAUGUUACUUCGUUCACGCUCCUGUACUAACCUCACAAUCUUGCAGCUUCAUUGAUCGGUACAUCUUUCCCGGUGGGUACUUGCCGUCUACGACGGAGUUGGUCAAUCACAUUACUAUGCAAUCCAAAGGGACAUUGGUUGUUGAAUCUAUCGAGAACAUCGGAGCUCAUUACGCCAGAGCACUGCGCCUGUGGAGAGAAAAGUUUAUCACGGAAUUUGACAGCACCAUUUCGCCCACCAUGCAGCAUCACCGUUCAUCACCCACAUCUCAUGAGGCCAGUGAGGUAUUUCGCAGGAAAUGGGAAUACUACUUUUCGUAUUGCGAAGCCGGCUUUUUAACUAGAACUCUGGGCGACGUGAUCAUAACGGUGGGUAGAGUCGGGGCUAUGGAGCUUGCGGAAGGAAUACCGCUAUAGAUUGUUGUGCCGCGCUGCCUGGCUUGCGGUUCAAGUACACGAUUUGAACUAUAUACACUAUAUAUGUCCCAAGACUUCAUCAUCA